Molecule: messenger RNA, 1375 nt
Organism: Cokeromyces recurvatus
Lineage: Eukaryota; Fungi; Mucoromycota; Mucoromycetes; Mucorales; Mucoraceae
Product: protein kinase
Exons: 5
Coding region: 147-1244 (365 amino acids)
Biological process (GO): regulation of vacuole fusion, non-autophagic; vacuolar protein processing; protein phosphorylation
Cellular component (GO): Golgi apparatus; cytoplasm
Molecular function (GO): ATP binding; protein serine/threonine kinase activity
Source: RefSeq, a predicted model, not a curated record
CCUCAGCCAAUACUUGACACUAUAAAACUUCUCUUCUUCUUCUACUUCUUCUAAAUCUCAAUUCCAUAUAUACAUAAGAUAUAUAUAUUAGAUAAAUAGUAUAAAGUCAAAAAAAAAGUAGCUAUUCAAUUUACACUAUACAUAGCAUGUCAUUCCUAUCAUCUAUUCAUGAACUACUUUCAUCAUUCGUUGGAUGUUGUAUACCUAAUUCUAACCUUAGUAUAAAUGGAAGAGCAUAUCGUAUUAUUAAACUAUUAGGAGAAGGAGGAUUCUCAUUUGUUUACCUUGCUCAAGAUGGAUCAGGCGAGUUAUUUGCUUUAAAAAAAAUACGUUGUACUUUAGGUACUGAGGAAGCAGAGCUAGCACAAAGAGAAGUUGAUAUAUAUCAAAUGUUUUCACAUAAAAAUAUUAUAAAAAUGAUUGAUUCAAGUACAAUAACUGAAUCAGAUGGUAGUAAAACGAUUUAUAUAGUUUUACCUUAUUAUAAAAGAGGCAACUUACAGGAUGCUAUCAAUAAAAAUAAUCUAAAUAAAACUCACUUUUCUGAAAUGAAUAUGAUUCAAAUAUUUAGAGAGAUUUGUGAAGCAGUUGAAGUAUUACAUACCUAUAAGGCGCAGGGUGGAGCAAGAGUCAUGUAUGAACCAAGCCAAGCAAUUUCUCCAGAAGAAGAAAACAAACAAGAUCAACAAGCCUUACUGAGUCAUCAACAGGAACAACCUUCUGGUGUAACAAAGAUGGAUGGUAAACGAGGUGAAAUCGUUCCUUGGGCACAUCGAGAUAUUAAGCCUGGAAAUGUUUUAAUGUCAGAUGAUGGGGAGACGCCUAUUUUGAUGGAUUUUGGAUCUGCUUGUGCGGCGAGAAUUCAUAUUAACACGAGACAAGAAGCAUUACAACAACAAGAUUUAGCAGCUGAACAUUGUACUAUGCCUUAUAGAGCGCCUGAAUUAUUUGAUGUAAAAACGGAUAGUACAUUAGAUGAAAAAGUAGAUAUUUGGUCACUAGGAUGUACAUUAUAUGCUAUGGCUUAUGGUCAGUCACCUUUUGAAAUCAAUACGACAGAUCAAGGCGGAUCAGUUGCUUUAGCUGUCUUAAAUAAUCAAUAUAAAUUUCCCGAGAGCUCUGAAUAUACAAAAGAAUUUAAUGAUAUGAUUCGAUGGAUGUUAACUGGUAAUCCUGCGGAUAGACCUAAUAUUCAUCAAGUCAUUGCCAAGAUAGAUGAACUAUCAAGAAGAGAUUCAUCCUGAAACAAAAUAAAUUAUGAUUGUAUAAAUGAAAAAAAAAGUAGCUUAGUUUAGGCUUGCUUAUAUAAUGUAAUUUUAUAAGAAUGGAUAUUUAUAGAUGUUGUUGGUGUUAUAUAUGUGUAUAAAUAAGCAAA